AUGAAUUCGUCAGAUUGGCUUGAUGCAGCUUCAAACACCUCCGCUGAUGGGUUUAUUGCCCGCCACUUCACCAACACCUCCCUGGGCUAUCGAUUACUCGAGCGCCUGACCCUUACAAACCUCCGGCAUGCUUUCUAUUUAAUAUCGCCUUAUGAGACUACUGUGUCGACCAUCGAUGAGGUCCCAAAUUAUAAUAUACAGGUAUCUGCCUGGUGGUUCAUCUUCAUUAUCGUGGAACUGGCGCUCCUAAAAUUCACAGAUCAUGAAGAUCGAUUUGCGCUCAACGACUCAAUCACGUCGAUCUGUGCAGGAAUGCUGUCACAAUGCUUCAAAUUUUCUGGACGGGCCGUGGCGAUCUUUGGCUACUUAUUUAUUUGGGAGAAUUGUGCCUUGCUGCGACUACCAUUAGAAAGCCCCUGGACUUGGAUUCUAUGCCUGUUCUUCCAAGAUUUCAUGUAUUACUUGGGUCAUCGAGCAGUGCAUGAAUUCGGCUUCUUCUGGGGCCUGCAUACAAUCCACCAUAGCAGUGAAUACUACAACUACACGACAGCACUCCGCCAAGCGGCUAUUCAAGACGCUGGGCUGGCGCUGUAUGAUUGUUUGCAGGCCUUCUUCAUCCCACCCCCAAUCUUCCUCGUCCAUCGAUAUUUCUCCGAAAUUUUCCAAUUCAUCAUGCAUACCAGCAUUCUCGAUGAUUUUGGGCCUUUGGGGUUGGUGUUUAAUACGCCAUCACACCAUCGUGUUCAUCAUGGAAGAAAUCCUUAUUGCAUUGAUAAGAACUUCGGAGGCGUGUUCAUCAUUUGGGAUAGGCUUUUCGGUUCUUUCGAAGCAGAAAGGAAAGAUGACCCUCCGGUCUAUGGUCUUAUCCAUCAAGAAAAGAACUUCAACCAAUUCUGGCUCCAGUUCCACACCCUCUGGGAAAUGCUCUUUUGCAAAGCGCACAUGAAAGAUACAGAUGGGAAGCCAGUUUUCCCGGGAUGUUUAAAUAAGUUCAAAGCAGCGCUAUAUCCGCCUGGCUGGUUCCCGGGAGUGAAAACUGUUACAUUUUUCCACUGGAAAACAUUGGUCGAUCCAGCACAUGGAGUUCCUGAGCCCGAACGCCCGGUCGUAAAAUACAAUCCACCACUAGAACUUUGGAUUAAGCUGUAUUUAAUGGCUUAUUUCGGAAUUUUCCUUUCUAUCUUCUUCCACUUUGAAUACGAUCGGCCGCAUUUAUCGUAUGCCGAUUUUUCUGCAAAAAUCGCCUUCUUUCUGCUAACAAUGCAGUGCUACGGCGGGUUCUUUGAUAAACGAUCCUGGGCCCCAAUAGCCGAAAGCCUACGGUGCCUUGGCGUGGUCGGGUAUUACGGUGUACUGCUAUGGACGGACGGUGGAACCGGAACGCAUCGGAUAUCAAUCAUGACUAUCCACGCGACGGCAGCCGCUGUUUGGGCAGGAUAUGUUGCACAAAAAUGCGUGCAAAAGAAGAAAACGGCUCCGGCAAAGACUGAACCAACCGUAGCUACCAUCCAGGUUCACAUUGAGACAAUACCAACAAAUACUCCACCACCACCGUACACAAAAGAACCA
Mesorhabditis spiculigera is the source of this 1569-nucleotide messenger RNA. The record is from the annotation of a GenBank genome assembly. Lineage: Eukaryota; Metazoa; Nematoda; Chromadorea; Rhabditida; Rhabditidae.